AUGAACCCACAAUGUUCAAAAUGUAAAGCAGCAAUAAGGAAAUAUAACUACUCCGUCAAAGAGAUAGAAAGAAUGCGAAACGACUAUGCAGACUUAAAGAAAGAAGCAGAAAAGCCAGCAGAAGAUAAAAUGGACAUGUUAGCAUUUCUGAACAAAAACUAUCCAACAGUAGAAGAUUUCCUUCUAUCUGACGUCAAGAAGAAAUAUAAAGAGACUUUCGGCAUUGUUAAAACUUUUGAUAUCCUCAGCGAAGAAAUAGAAGCUACAAAACUGUUUAGGAUUUCAAAUAUACAUCGUACAAUUCAUGUAAAACGCUUGUGA
This is a messenger RNA of Trichomonas vaginalis G3, 321 nucleotides long. RefSeq names its product organellar and viral DNA polymerase type B. The record is from RefSeq and is a predicted model, not a curated record. NCBI's taxonomy places the organism in Eukaryota, Parabasalia, Trichomonadida, Trichomonadidae. Bases 1 to 321 code for a protein of 106 amino acids. The transcript has a single exon.